Messenger RNA from Bombus huntii, 621 nucleotides. RefSeq names its product omega-amidase NIT2-A-like. The transcript has 4 exons. Gene Ontology annotation, biological process: L-glutamine metabolic process; oxaloacetate metabolic process. NCBI's taxonomy places the organism in Eukaryota, Metazoa, Arthropoda, Insecta, Hymenoptera, Apidae. The record is from RefSeq and is a predicted model, not a curated record. The coding region runs from base 136 to 522 and encodes 128 amino acids. Gene Ontology annotation, molecular function: omega-amidase activity. Gene Ontology annotation, cellular component: mitochondrion.
UUUUUACUGAGAGUCGUAUAGGAAUCUAUAAUCUAGUACUUUCCAAAAUACGCCGAGAGUAUUCCUGAUGGUGAAACGAGCGUUGCUUCAUCGAACGCAGCUAAAGAAAACAACAUCUAUGUAGUUGGUGGUACGAUGCCUGAAAUAGAGGGCGCUAAAUUGUACAAUACCUGUACUAUUUGGGGUCCCGAUGGAACUUUGAUAGCAAAACACCGAAAUGUACAUCUAUUCGACAUCGACAUUCCUAAUAAGAUUACUUUUCGAGAGAGUGAUUCACUCAGUCCUGGUAACUCCCUAACGACGUUCGAUGUGAAGGGCUGCAAAAUAGGUAUUGGCAUUUGCUAUGAUAUUAGAUUCGAGGAAAUGGCACGCAUUUAUCGGAACAAAGGUUGCCAAAUGCUGAUAUAUCCAGCGGCAUUCAAUAUGACCACUGGACCACUGCACUGGUCAUUACUUCAGCGUUUCAGAGCGAAUGAUAAUCAAUUAUACGUUGCCUGCAUAUCACCGGCUCGUGUUCCUUAAGCAAGUUACGUCGCAUGGGGACAUACACAGUUGACCAAUCCCUGGGGAAAGAUUCUUUACGAUUUGGAAACUCAAGAGAAUAUGACAGUCACCGAUAUC